This is a messenger RNA of Acanthosepion pharaonis, 1650 nucleotides long. The record is from the annotation of a GenBank genome assembly. NCBI's taxonomy places the organism in Eukaryota, Metazoa, Mollusca, Cephalopoda, Sepiida, Sepiidae.
AUGACUGACACUCUCUUUGACAAAUGGGACAAUGAGGGUUCCGGUUAUUUGGAACUGAACCACGUGGAAUCGGUCAUGUCCACCUAUAAAGGUGGGAGUGAAAUAGAUGCUAUCAAGAAAGCCAAAUUUAAUCUAAAGUCUCGCAUCUCAGAUGAAAAGCUGUCCAAGAGAGAGUUUCGAUAUUUUGUACAAGACAUUACGAAUAACAUCUCGGGUCAAUUUGAAUAUGAAUAUUUCAUUGAUUACUUGACAGACAGUGUGGAGCUCAGUCAACUGGAACGUGUACGUGGAAAUGCACGGAAGAUGUGGCUGAAUUCUAUUGUGAAUGCUGGAAAAACUAAUGGAACCCACUUGUCUCCAGUUUUCAACAAAGUUUUCAGCACUCUCUGUAAGGAUGCUGAGAUUCAUGGUGGAGGGAAGAAGAUCAGUGCUUACAUUGCACUCUUGGUGACCAAUCACAAGGAUCCCAAGGAACGUGGAGAAAACUUUCUCCAUUACAUGGCUGCUACUCCGGAUCAUGCAGAGUUUGUGAAAGGCAAGAUACUCUACAGAGACAUGAAAGGAGUGAGCUUCCUUUGUGUUGAUAAGGGCAUACCUGUUUAUGUGCCAAAAGUUAAGACACAUGGUAACAUCCACUUUUGGAACCAAUCAAACUGGAAAACGGAAAAUCAAGGAUCUUUUUUGGUGAUUCCUUUGAAAGACCAAGGGAAAAGAGUAUUUGGUGUCCUGGGAAUCGAUACAACGAAUGAUAGUCAUGAGAAAACUGUCUUUCUGACUCAUGAAAUAAAUUUUUAUCAGGGUGUUGCCAAAGUUUUCAGCAUUGCCUACCACCAGGUUGAGCAUCAAGAUAUCCUCUUGAAAAAACUUUCUGUUACAACUCCCAAAGGUAACACUAUCAGAUUUGCGAAACCAUCCUGCCUAAAACGUAAGGACAGCCUCUUCAGAGAUUACCUCUUCCGGUGUGUGGACAACUCAGAGACGGUUAGUGCCGAUGCGUACGGGCAACACCGUUUGGCCUUCCCUUUGCGGGACAAGGAAGGUAUGGUCAGUUUUGUGGUGGACAUAAGUAUUGGCUCAACUCUAAAGCAGUUGCCAAACUACGAGAACAGAGAACUUUUGCGGAUGCUUCGUCUCUUGCAAGUUGCACACCGUGAAAUCACAAAUGAACUGAAGGAAGGUGAAUCCUGCAAAAUGGUCCUUGCGGCUGAACAGUUGACUGAUAACUUAAGAGUUGAGGUGAUGUUUGACCGUCUUCUGCUUCUGGACCUGAGGGACAACGUUUCCAAGUUGGACAUGCAGGCCUUUGCAGAACUUCGCAGCUACACUGCCCCGCCCCCGGUAAUUAGGGAAGUACUCAAGGCUGUACUCAGUGUUUUCUAUCAAAAGGAAUCUGAAGAAGGGCUUUUUGACGAUUGGACAGUGACAAGAAAUUAUAUCAACCAACAACUAUGUCAGAAAAUUGCCCAGUAUGACCCAACAGCCUUAGAUGACCUCAUUGAAGUGGAAAAAAUGGAAGAGAAAUUGAAAGAUAUUCCACAUGGAGAGGUGGCAAAGCAUGGCUCAGUGCCAACCGAGCAUCUUUUCAAUUGGCUGUUUGUAUGUAUUUCGCUUAUUGAGCAUUUAAAGAACAAAGAUACUGACAUGAGUUAA